AUGCUGUCACUCGUCCUCACGAUUCUCUUCGUGCAUAUUGCAAUCUACCUAGUCAAUACCAUCGGCGCAUCGACAAUAGAUAGCCUGCUAUGGAUUCUGUACCUGAAAUUGCCGACUUCAACCGCUCAAAAUGCACGCGAGUCACAAAGACUGAAGCUUGAAACGCUCAAACUAAAGCGCGAGAUGAACGGCACCAGCUCUCAAGACGAAUUCGCCAAAUGGGCGAAACUGCGUAGACGACAUGACAAGAGCAUGGAGGAGUAUGAGACGAUGAAUAAAACUGUCUCCGGCCACAAAUCCUCAUUCGACUGGGCCGUCAAGGGCGUACGCUGGCUUAGCACCACCGGCUUGAAAGUCUUCCUACAGUUCUGGUACUCGAAGCAGCCUGUCUUUGCUUUGCCGGAAGACUGGUUCCCUUACUAUGUCGCAUGGAUACUUUCGUUUCCACGAGCGCCUCAGGGUUCCGUGAGCAUCCAGGUUUGGAGCAAUGUGUGCGCAACUGUUAUAGCGCUUGUGGGAGACUUCGUGGGCUCUUUGAUCGUACAGAUUACUGGAGAGAAGAAAGAAGCUGUUCCAGCGGGCGAGGCCAAAAAGACGCCAUGA
Penicillium taxi is the source of this 603-nucleotide messenger RNA. RefSeq names its product guided entry of tail-anchored proteins factor 1. The record is from RefSeq and is a predicted model, not a curated record. Bases 1 to 603 code for a protein of 200 amino acids. Gene Ontology annotation, biological process: tail-anchored membrane protein insertion into ER membrane. The transcript has 3 exons. Gene Ontology annotation, cellular component: GET complex. Lineage: Eukaryota; Fungi; Ascomycota; Eurotiomycetes; Eurotiales; Aspergillaceae.